Messenger RNA from Penicillium odoratum, 1827 nucleotides. Its product is annotated as fungal specific transcription factor domain-containing protein. Gene Ontology annotation, biological process: DNA-templated transcription. The transcript has 3 exons. Lineage: Eukaryota; Fungi; Ascomycota; Eurotiomycetes; Eurotiales; Aspergillaceae. The coding region runs from base 1 to 1827 and encodes 608 amino acids. The record is from RefSeq and is a predicted model, not a curated record. Gene Ontology annotation, molecular function: DNA binding; zinc ion binding.
AUGCCCAGACAACUGACUGAUCUGACCAUCCGAGCCCAAACGUACGAGUGUCUGCUACGUACACUUCGCCCACAACUGGAUACGACAUCUGCGGGACUUAUUGAAAAGGCGCUAGCAACGGCCCCGCAAGUGCCAGAGCUCACAUACGGAUCGGUGUUUUCACUUGGUGCUUUUGACUAUACAGAUGAAGACAUGAAUCACGAUUCAAAAUUGCAAUCGAUGGGAUACAUAGGUCAACCAUCGGAAAUGGCAUACUUGUAUCGACUCAAACGCCAACUUGAUCAUGAUGCUUCGGGUCCUGCUAGCCAUGACUCGAUAUCCCGCACGAAUUAUUUCCUGGACGAUACCGAUGUUCCAAUUGACCAAGCGGCAGAUCUGUCUGUGUGGCCUCCUAAACCGGAAGCUGAUCUGCUCGUCCAUCAUUACUUCGAGGCUAUACAUCCUGUGUUCCCUGUUAUUGGGAAGCUGGCUUUCACCGGACAGUACCGAAGGUUUUACUCCAACCCAAAUGUGCGACCGGGACAUCGAUGGCGAGCAGUCUUGAAUAUGAUUUUUGCAAUCGCCGCAAGAAAUGUGUUGCUCAGGGAUAAAAGAUCUUCGAUUGGGCUCGAUGAUCAUCAGGUUUAUUUCUCAAGAGCGUGGCAACUUAGCCUGGAAAAUGCGACGCCGCUGAACCAUCCCGAUCUACAGCAAGUUCAAAUCGAAAGUUUGAUUGCUCUCUAUAUGCUUUCUAUUGGACAUGUCAAUAGGUCGUGGCGAAUCAUCGGGGUUGCAAUCAGAUCGGGCAUGACAAUGGGUGUCAAUCUCCGCAGUACUACCGAAAGCAUUGCUCCAUUAUACAAAGAGACCAGGUAUCGAUUGUGGUGGGCUCUUAUCAUGCUUGAGAUGCUACUUUGUGAGAUGACUGGUCGGCCACCUUGCACCGGUGUGAAUUUCUGUACAACGCCUUUGCCAGUACCAUAUCCCGAGGAGCAGUUUGGCGAUGAGCGAUUGAUGCACCUUUUCAAAGAUCACCCAAGUAAAAUCGCUACCACUUCUGCUUCAAGGAGAGGUUCUAGCACCUCGCUGGACAAGACCAUCACUGGCCUACAUCCAGUACAGCCAGAAGCAAACAGCGAAAGGCCGCUCCAGCCACAACACGUGGCAGAAAUCCUCACGCCCAAUGAUUCACUAUUUCUGUUGUAUACGGUUGAGUUGUCGCUCCUCAAGCGGGACGCAAUUAACACUCUGUAUGCUCCAGCAGCUGCCCAUAAACCCUGGCACGAGGUCAAAGCCGCGUUAUGCACACUCAAUGACGAUACUGAAAGGUGGCUCUCACGCCUACCACCUGAGUUGCAAAUCGCCGAGCUAAAUCCAGACACCCCAUUCCUACGUCAGCGGACUAGUAUCGCACUCCAAUUUUACUCCACCAAGCUCAUCAUCUCUCAAUCAUGCCUUUGUCCGCUUGGCAGCCUGCCCUCCGAGGUUGAACCAGUGACUAAGCUAUGCGACAACAUGGCCGACAUGUGCGUGAAAAUGGCCGGCUUAAUCCUUGGUAUUCUCCCCGAUAUACCCGACAUCACAUAUCUGAAUCACCUUCCGCCCUGGUGGGUCGUCUUCCACUAUUUGAUGCAGUCCUCGGUCGUUCUCCUGGGUCAACUCUUCACUCGGGCUCGAGCCGGUACAGCCGAGGCUGUUGCCAUCAUUCAAAACCUCAUAAAAGCCACGGGGUGGUUAGAGCUGAUGUCCACCCGAGAUGCUUCUUCGAAGCGAGCCUGGGUGAUCUGUAUGGAUCUGCUCUAUCAGCAUGGGGAAAAAGUGGGGUUCGAGGUUGAUCCGGAUGACUAG